AUGACUGAUGGUAAUAAGAAGUCAUCUAGUCCUGGGGAAAUCUGCGACUUAUUUGCAUCCUAUGUUGGUGCUGUGUAUAAUGCUCAACAUGACAUAAACUCAGAGUUGAAUGUCAACAAAUGGAAUUUGAUUUGCAAUUACAGCCUCGAACUUACUGCUCCCUACCUUAACAUGGAUCAGAUACUGAAUAUCAUGAAGUCCGUAGACGAUAACAAGGGCUCAGGGCCAGAUGGUGUCCCUUCUUUAUUCAUGAAAGCAUGUGCGGAUGAGCUAGUGACGCCUAUAUAUCUAAUUUUUAAGAAGUCUCUUCAAUCCGGCCUGUUUCCAGAUGUUUGGAAGUCCGCUAAAGUUGUUCCCAUUCACAAGGCUGAUAACGUCGAAGUUGUUGGUAAUAAUAGGCCUAUUUCAAUUCCGUCAACUUUAUGUAAAAUCUUUGAAUCUCUUGUCUAUCCUGUGCUGCAGAAACAUAUGAAUCAUUAUCUUACUGAGUGGCAGCACGGUUUUGUUAGGUUUAGGUCAACCUGUACUAAUCUGACUUUGUUUACUGAAACUUUGGUAGAAGCAGUAGAUGACGGUAGGGAUGUUGAUGUAAUAUAUACGGACCUUAGUAAAGCAUUCGACAAAGUACCUCAUAAUAUUCUUAUAUCUAAAAUGCGCGCAUAUGGUAUUACUGGCUCAUUAUUGGGAUGGAAAUCUGUCUUAGGUGCAAACUCCCUAAUUCCAAGUUUGUGCAAAUUGGUCAAUGGACAUAGUAACUUAGUUGACAUUCACGCCGACUCAUUUGCCAAAAUUAAGAAAGUUCUAGCUUCAGCCUGGUCUGAAACCAACAAAUAA
Parnassius mnemosyne (clouded apollo) is the source of this 834-nucleotide messenger RNA. NCBI's taxonomy places the organism in Eukaryota, Metazoa, Arthropoda, Insecta, Lepidoptera, Papilionidae. The record is from the annotation of a GenBank genome assembly.